UAUAAAAUAUAAAACUUCUAUGAAAAUCAACCUUAAGGGAUAGGCUUAAAAUACAAAAGUGACAAAAUUUAGUGGCAUGCAGGAAAGUAUAAUUUGUGUGAAGUAUUAUACUGUAUGUUACAAAUUGACGGAGAUUCUUAUUAAAAAUUGAAAUUUAAGAAUAUUUUAGUAUUCCAUAGAAAAUUCUGUUGUCUUCAACUGUUAUGGAUAUGGUGACCACUAAUUUACAACAACAACGGCAAAUCACGGAGCAGCUACGUCGUGAAGCUGCUUUAAGACGAAUCACAGUUAGUAAAGCUGUUGAAGAUAUCAUGAAAUAUAUCACAGAGCACGAACAAGAAGAUUAUCUUUUGGUUGGUUUUUCAUCACAGAAGUCGAAUCCCUUUCGUGAAAGAAGUUACUGUACCAUUUUUUAAACUUGCAUGUUUAAGAUGAAAAGCAAGUCAUUUUAAUUUCUUCUACUAAGUAUUCUGAUAGGUUUAAUUUAUUAUAUUGUUAAAACAAAAUAUCAUAUCCACCAUCAAUAUUGAAACGUUUGUUUAACUAUCUUAAGUUGAUUUGGGUCAUCGUUAUUAUUGUUUCUGUGCAUAUUUUUAAUAUUUGUUCAAUGUAAACAUCAGACUAAAAUUAGUUUUGCAUUCAGAGCUUAUUUUUGAAGAAUCUCAUAUAUUUGCUAACACCUUGUUAUAAUUCUAUUGGCCUAUAAAUUACCAUAAAAUAUAUACGCACAAAUUACUUCUAGUGUUAUCUACAUAUAUACAAUAUAAAGUAUAUAUGCAAUAUAAAAUAUUAUUUUCUACAAUGUUGACUUUAUAAACCAUAAUAUUUUUUAAAUAUCAUAAGAACAUGUUGCUCCAUAAAGUAUAUUGUAAUCUAUUUUUAAUUCAAUCCAUAUAAUCAAAGUUGAAAUUUCAAAUGCCUAAUGUAUGUUCAAUGUACUUUUGUACAAUUUAUU
Molecule: messenger RNA, 955 nt
Organism: Frieseomelitta varia
Lineage: Eukaryota; Metazoa; Arthropoda; Insecta; Hymenoptera; Apidae
Gene: Ggamma1
Product: guanine nucleotide-binding protein subunit gamma-1
Exons: 2
Coding region: 204-416 (70 amino acids)
Biological process (GO): G protein-coupled receptor signaling pathway
Cellular component (GO): heterotrimeric G-protein complex
Molecular function (GO): G-protein beta-subunit binding
Source: RefSeq, a predicted model, not a curated record